AUGAAUUACAUGUACCCAUUUGAUACUCAAUCAUUUAAUAAUUUAUCUUUAAAUCCAUCACAAGUUCAAAAUAGCAAUUCAAAUGUUUCAGAUCAAAUGAAAUUGGAGUUUCAAAUUAAAGAGACUCAAAUUGAAUCCCUAGAACAAGAAGUUCAAACUUUGAAAAGAUUAUUGGAAAACACAAAUAGUAAUAAUAAUAAACAAGCGUUAUCAAAUAAUAAUUCUAAUGAAUCUACUUCUGUAGUUCAAAUUCCUAGUAGUGUAGAACAAGUGUUUACAUUGUUAUCACAAUCCUUAGCUGAAAAGGACGUUCAAUUACAAGAGACUAAAGACACAGUAGAGUCUUUAAUUACAGCAAUUACAUUAAAUCCAACAAAUAAUAUAACAAAGGAAGGAAGAUAUGAUCCACAAACUGUUGCACAUAAAUUGAUGAAUAGACUAGAGAUUCUCGCGAGAGAAAAUAAAGAAAUGGGUCAAAUGUUAUCAUAUGGUAGAUCACAGGAGAUGUCCAUCCAAAUAAAUUUAUUAUCACAAGAGAAUGAGGACCUAAAGAAACGUAUUGCAAAAUUAGAGUCUCAAGGAAGAAAUCAAAAUUGA
Maudiozyma saulgeensis is the source of this 597-nucleotide messenger RNA. NCBI's taxonomy places the organism in Eukaryota, Fungi, Ascomycota, Saccharomycetes, Saccharomycetales, Saccharomycetaceae. The record is from the annotation of a GenBank genome assembly.